This is a messenger RNA of Mucor mucedo, 898 nucleotides long. RefSeq lists its product as uncharacterized. NCBI's taxonomy places the organism in Eukaryota, Fungi, Mucoromycota, Mucoromycetes, Mucorales, Mucoraceae. The record is from RefSeq and is a predicted model, not a curated record. The transcript has a single exon. Bases 70 to 819 code for a protein of 249 amino acids.
GCCAACUCAGAAUCUGAAGAAGAACCGGAUGAAGAAGAAGAACGGUCAAACCGUACCAUUCAAUUUGUAAUGCCCAAUCGUUUCAUAUCAACGAUAGGACCAGAGGUCAUACAUGAAAUGAAUGUCAUGAUGUGUGACACGAAUCCAAAUUUACCGUUGGAGUUCUUGCGAUACGCAUUGACUAAUUGCCCAAACCUUCAACAUUUUUCUUACAAAUCAAUGAACAGCCCUGAUUAUGGUAUAUAUAUCGGUACUGACCCUGAAGUAAUAUCUCAAUUUGUUAGGGAGAAGAAAGAUACAUCUAAUACAAUCCAAGAAAAUAUCAAGGUUAUCAAACUUAAAGACAUGAAACCAUCGAAUGAAUUUCUGGAUCUGAUGCGAACGUAUAUGCCUGCAACAGAAGCUUUUAUUUGUGGUCUAGACGACUUUGAGGACCAAGCAAAUGAAUCAUUUGAAGCCGACUUGACUGCAUUCAAACAGUUAAAUUCAGUUCAGUUGAGUGCUCGAUUUUUAUGUGAAAAAGGCCGAGAUACUACAUUUCUAGAAAUACAAUUCUUGGAUAAAAAUUGGGAAUACUACUGUCUUAUAAUCAGCGAUGCUGCUUUAUCAGUAACCAAAACCACGUUGAAACAGAUGAAUGAACAGCUAAGCGGAGAGAAUAAAAUGUUUGGAAAAGCUGUCAUAAAAUGUCUUAAGCGUGUCAAAUUUGCACUUACUUAUUAUGAUUAUCAUUCGGUGUUUACGAUAAUCGAUAAUGGAGAAAUCAGCACGUUAGACGGCGAACUUUCUUUUUCGAUGUCUCAUCGAUUUUUACGUUAGUUUUGUUGACGUUUUCACCUGGAUUUCCUUUAUAAAUUAGCUAUGCAUUUGGUUUCAAAUAAAAAUAAAAAUAAAAAAC